Molecule: messenger RNA, 3990 nt
Organism: Ilex paraguariensis (yerba mate)
Lineage: Eukaryota; Viridiplantae; Streptophyta; Magnoliopsida; Aquifoliales; Aquifoliaceae
Source: the annotation of a GenBank genome assembly
AUGCCUAUCAUUGAAGUUUUUCUGGGUGCGUUCUUAAGUGUGCUGUUUGACAGAUUGGCCUCUCGCGAGCUGUUGAAAUUUGCUCGCAGCGAGGGGAUUUUUACUCAGUUGACGAAAUUGCACAAACUGCUACCGACAAUUAGAGCGGUGCUCAACGAUGCCGAGGCUAAGCAAAUAAGGGACGAAACUGUGAAACUGUGGUUGGCGGAACUGAGGGAUCUGGCUUACGAUGUGGAUGAUCUGGUGGACGAGAUUGAGACUGAAGCUUUGGCACAUGAAGUGAAUUCGGAGCCUGAGGCUUCCACAAGCAAGGUUCGGAGCUUCCUCCCUACUUGUUGUAGUAAUUUCCAAAGAUCUGUUGGGCUCAAAAUCAAAUUGGGCCCCAAGAUUGAGGAAAUCACUGCUAGAUUAGAAGAUAUUGCAAAACAAAGGGAUGCCCUGGGUUUGAAAGUCAAUCCUGAAGUAAGGUCGAACACAGAAACAAAGAGAACGACUACUUCCUUGGUGGUCGAGUCCCACGUUUACGGUCGGGAAAAGGAUAAACAAGAAAUACUUGAAUUGUUGCUCAACAAUGAAUCAAGUAAUGAUGAACCAUCCGUCAUUUCAAUAGUUGGUAUGGGGGGUCUCGGCAAGACCACUCUUGCUCAACUAGUGUACAACAAUGACAAAGUCAAGGAUUUAUUCGACUUGAGAGGAUGGGUGUGUGUUUCUGAGGAGUUUGAUGAGCUCAUGAUAACAAACAAAAUUUAUGAAUCAGUGUCCAAUGAGACUUGUGACUUCAAGAACUUGGAUACGGCGCAAGUAAGUCUUAAGGAGAAACUUUCUGGGAAAAAAUUUCUCCUUGUUCUAGACGAUGUUUGGAAUCUGGACUACGUAAAAUGGGAUCUCCUGCGUGCUCCUUUUCGAGUUGGAGCACCUGGAAGUAAAAUUAUUGUUACAACUCGAGAUGCACGCAUUGCAUUAACCAUGGGUUCCGUCCCAGCUUACAAUCCAAAGGUGUUGGCCGAUGAUGACUGUUUAUCUUUAUUAGCUCAACAUGCGUUGUGUACAAGCAAUUUUGGUGCCCAUCCAAAUUUGGAAGAAAUUGGCCUGGCUAUAAUGAAAAAGUGUGGAGGCUUGCCGUUAGCAGCCAAGACCCUGGGUGGCAUCUUGCGCAGUAAACGUAGCUCAAAUGAGUGGAAAGAUGUACUUGACAGUGAAAUCUGGGAUUUACCUGAGGAUCAGAGCGGCAUUCUUCCAGCUCUGAGAUUAAGCUAUCAUCACCUACCUUCUCAAUUGAAGCCGAUGUUUGGAUACUGCGCCAUAUUUCCGAAGGACUACUGGUUUGACAAGGACGAGUUAGUCUUGUUAUGGAUGGCAGAAGGAUUUCUGCAACAACCGCAAAGAAUGAGGAAACGCAUGGAAGAGUUAGGUGAUGAUUGCUUCAAUGAGUUGUUAUCAAGGUCAUUCUUCCAACUUUCAAGUAAUACGGAAUCAAAAUUCACGAUGCAUGACCUUUUGAAUGAUUUAGCUCAACAUGUUACGGGAGAAAUAUGCUUUAGGCUGGAAGAUAAUAUGGACAACAAUGAACGGUGUAGGAUUUCUCCGAAGGCUCGCCACUCGGCAUUCAUGCGCCAUAACUAUGAAGUGUACAACAGAUUCAAGGCAUUUGAUCAUGAACUUCUGUCCGUGCGGACAUUCUUAGCACUGCCAGUUAACAGGUUACACUCGGGCUGCUCUUUAAGUGAUAGCAUUUUAGUCAACAUCCUGCCAAAACUGUUGUGCUUAAGAGUCUUAUCUAUGAGUGGGUAUAAUAUAAGAGAGUUACCCAACUCGAUUGGAGAUUUGAAACAUCUUCGGUACUUGAAUUUAUCAGGGACAUCAAUUAAAUGGUUGCCUGAAUCAGUGAAUGGUCUCUACAAUUUGCAGACAUUGUUGUUGCGUGGUUGUCAGGAGCUUUGUAAGCUGCCCGCAGACAUUGGAAAUUUAGUUAACCUCUGUCAUCUUGACAAUGCUGAUACUCAAAAAUUACAAGAGAUGCCCCCCGAGAUUAGUAAGCUGAAAAGUUUGCAAACUUUGCCAAAGUUUGUUGUGUGUAAAAGUGGUGGAUUGGGACUUAACCAUUUGAACAACCUAGCACUUUUACGGGGGAUGCUUUCCAUUGUAGGAUUGCAAAACGUUAAGGAUGUGCGGGAUGCAGAGGAUGCCAAUAUAAAUCGUAAGCGGGAUCUUGAUGAGUUAGAAUUGCUAUGGAGUAGUGAGGAUGAAGAUUCUCAAAAUGAAGAGCUCCAAGCCAACGUACUCAACAUGCUACGGCCGCAUAAAGGAUUGAAACAUCUCAAAAUUGAGUUUUACAGGGGCGUAACAUUCCCCAGUUGGAUUGGGGAUCUGUCGUUCUCAAAAACAACGCAGAUUAGUCUAAAAGGAUGUACAAAAUGUGCGUCUUUGCCACCACUGGGUCAGCUACCUCUGUUGAAAGAACUACACAUUCAAGGCAUGCAUGCAGUAAAGAACGUGGGAGCCGAGUUCUACGGGGAUGGUGGCUCAUUAGAGACUCGAUUCCCGUCACUCGAGACUCUAAGCUUUGAGGAUAUGCCGGAAUGGGAAGGAUGGUGUAGUUGUAUUGGUGUUGAAUUUGUAGGACAUUUCCCUUGCCUUCGUCAGCUUACCAUGGCCAAGUGUCCUAAAUUGGAAGAAUUCACUCAUUUCUUGGUGUCACUUGAAAAUUUUGACGUGUGUGACUGUGCUGCACUAGUGACUCUGUGGCAGAAGGGGAAUACACCACAACACCUUUCCCAUUUGCAACACUUAAGUGUCGAGGGAUGUUCCGAACUUGUGUGCUUGACUGAAGAAGAUCAAAUGCUACCUCGUAAUCUUGAAUCAUUGCGAGUAUCUGGCUGCGAUUGUCUGGAGAGGUUGCCAAAUGGUCUGGAAAGCCAUACUUCUCUCAAAGUAUUGAAAUUCGACAAGUGCCCAAAGCUCGUGUCCUUUCCAGAGGGCAAUCUCCCGCCCAUGCUUAUAAGUCUUUGGUUAACAGACUGCAGUUCACUAGAGUCCCUGCCUAAUUGCAACUCUUGUCUUGAGGAGUUGUGCCUCAAGGAGUGCUCGUCUCUGAGAUCCUUGCCAAUGGAUACACUUUCCUCCACCCUUACGUCACUUCAGAUUAAUAAUUGUAGGGAAUUAGAGUCAAUUUUAGAGCCAAUCAGACUGAACAUGGAGGAGCCAGGAUGUUUUAGGAUCAGUGAUUGCCCAAAUUUGGAGAAGUUAUUUGUAUCUAAGCCGGAUUUUUAUUGUGAUUUGUCUUAUAAGAAGGGACAACCGUUCCCAACAGGAAGUAGUUUGAUUACUCCCAACCUCAGAAGGCUUCGUAUCAGUGGUAUUGCGAAUGACAUUUAUUUUGCAAGCAAGUUUCAAAGCCUCACAUCCCUUGAACGGUUGUGGAUGACUAAUUGUGAUAAUCUUGAGUCCUUUCCUCAAGAGAAUUUGCCCCCCAACCUUACACAUAUUUGGAUCAGAAAUUGCAAAAAAUUGAAGCCUCUAUCAGAGUGGGGCCUCCACAGACUCUCUUCUCUUCGAAGGUUUGAAAUGAUUGAAGUGUAUCCAGAGCUACAUUCCUUGCCGGAUGAGUGUUGGCUUCCUUCUACUCUAACAUCACUUUCCAUCGGAGGCAUGCCUAACCUCACUUCUCUCUCUAAGGGUAUCCACAACCUCACCUCUCUUGAUAUCCUGUAUAUCCAAGAUUGCCCUAAUCUUCGUUCCUUGCCUGACGAAAGGACACUCGCCACACUCUCCUCUCUUGAUUACCUGUAUAUCGGCAAUUGCCCUAAUCUUCGUUCCUUGCCUGACAAAAGGACACUCGACACACUCUCAAAGCUAAUCAUCAGAGAAGAGUUCUAUUUAAGGUGGGCUUCUUCAGAGGAUAAGGAUCACUUCUGCAGAGUCCAUCUUCACUUGCUUAGUCAGAUUGUCAUGGGGGACUAUUUUAAUGAGCACUUCAACAAUGAGGUAUGA